ACACAGAACAUUGGCGGACGUCGCUCGUGUGUGGGAUUUUGCCCUUUGAGUGUGUGUCUCGUUGCGUCCACGAUUCUCCUGUGGAGAGCGACGCGCGCAUAGUUCGCGCGUCGACGCCGCCAUCCGUGUGUGUGUUUUCUCUAUAUCUGGCUUUCCUAGGCGGCAGCCAUAGGUAAGUGGCAGUACAAUCACGAGACGCUGGGAGAGAGGGAGAGAGAAAGAGAAAAAGAGGCAACACAGUAACUCUACCAGAAACAAAGCCACCACGAAAGUGCAUCGGCGUGUGUAAAUGAUGAGGACGAGUCUGCAGUGGCAAGAGCAGCAGCAGCGGCGAGGAAACCGCAUUGUCUUCAGUGAGUUUGAUCUGGCGAGGCGGACGACGACGAGCGCGGUACUCGAGGGUGCAAGCAGGAGGAGUGGUGCUGCGGCAGCGCUGGCUUUCGAGUCUCGAUGAUAGGCGGGCGGCAGCAGCCCGUCGCGAGGAGCAUCGUCGUCGGAGCGGCGGCCGACUGCAACACUUGCAACAGCAAGCGGCCCGCGCCCGCGAGGAUGCUGCUUACCACCUCGAGGCAACGACGCAGACGACGACUCGGCGUGGCGCCUUUGCCGCCUUCGUCGCGACAGCAGCAUCUGAAGCAUCGUCAGCAGCAGCUGCCCUUGAGCAGCUAGGGACAUGAGGGCUAAGCCAACGAGCACCGAGCAAUCCGGCCGAUCGUUCACUGUGGCUAAACUUAGCUGACGUUUUUCCCCGUGUUAGUGUGACGACUAGUGUCUCUGUAUUAAUUUUUCGACUCCACGUGCGCGAUAAAGCUGCAACUAGGCGAGUAAGAGGACAGACACGGUGCGACAGAUAGUGCGCCUGUGCGUGGAUGUGUGCGUGAACGAAAGCGAAAGAGAUGAUGAACCCUUCGAUGGUCUACACCCUGUACGGGCUGGCCGUCUUCUUCAUGGUGUUCUGGCUGGUGAUGUGGCUGUUUCACGUGCUCGCGUUGAUCGCCGGCCGCUGGAAGCUGCACCGCAAGGUGAUGGCCGUGCCGACGUACGAGACCCCGCUACCCGGCGUCUCGAUAAUCAAGCCGCUGAUGGGCGUCGACCCCAACCUGUUCAGCAACCUCGAGACCUUCUUCCAGCUGGACUACCCGGUGUACGAGCUGCUGUUCUGCAUCGAGGAUGAGCAGGACCCGGUGCUGAUGCUCGUACACAAGCUGAUCGAGAAGUACCCGCAGGUGGAGACCAAGCUGUUCGUGGGCGGGCGCGGGGUCGGCGUCAACCCCAAAAUUAACAACAUGCAGCCGGCCUAUGAGGCCAGCCAGCACGAGCUGAUUCUAAUCAGCGACAGCGGCAUCCGCAUGAAAGAGGACACGCUGCUGGACAUGGUCAACUACAUGACCGAGCGCGUGGGCCUGGUGCACCAGAUGCCCUUCACCUGCGACCGCGAGGGCUUCGCCGCGGCCUACGAGAAGAUUUUCUUCGGCACUGUGCAGUCGCGCAUGUACCUGGCGGCCGACCUGCUGCGCAUCAACUGCCACACGGGCAUGUCGGCCCUCAUCAAGAAGGCGCUGCUCGAGGAGGUGGGCGGUCUCAAGACCUUCGGCGUCUACCUGGCCGAGGACUUCUUCUACGCCAAGUCGCUGACGGACCGCGGCUGGAAGAUCACCGUCUGCUCGCAGCCGGCCAUGCAGAAUAGCGGCCACUGCGAGGUGCACUCGUUUCAGGCGCGGCUGCGGCGCUGGGCCAAGCUGCGCGUGGCCAUGCUGCCCACGGUCAUCGUCCUCGAGCCGCUCAGCGAGUGCCUCAUUAUUGGCGCCUGCGCCUCCUGGGCCGCCAGUUUGCUCUUCGACUGGGACUCGCUGCUCUUCUACGUGGCGCACAUCUUCCUCUGGUUCACGUUCGACUGGACGCUGCUGUGCGUCGUGCAGAACGGCCCGCUGCCCUUUAACCUCCUCGAGUUCGUCAUCGGCUGGCUGCUCAGCGAGACCACGCGGCCCUACCUCUUCGCGCAGGCGGUCCUCGACCCGAUCAUCCAGUGGCGCUCGAGGACCUACAAGCUCAAGUGGGGCGGCGUCGCCGAGGAAGUCAAGGCCAAAGUCAAGUACUGAACUUGCCCCCUGCUGCCGUGCUGUGUGUGCGUUUUUCCGCGGCGUGUGCGCUGUGUCUGUGAUCGUCUACGCGACAGUACGACUGAUGCGCGCCGAACGCUAUCUACCCAUUGAGCACACUGCUCGCUGCAUCCGACACGCUCUCGUGCGGCUUGUGUUUCCGAAGCCACGAACCUCGGUCAGCGAGCGGACCAUCCCGACGACGACCACGACGACAACCAAUGGACCACUUAUUAUCUUAUUUUUCAUUUUACCGAUUACCGCAUAGUUAAUUUAUAGUAGCUCGUACAAACAAAAUCGAUUAAUUAUCGCGACACGCGCUGUUCUGUACGUAUACCGUCUUGUCUCUGUCUCUCGGCUGCGCAGCAAGAGUUUGCGGAGAAUGCAGGCUGUAUUGGUGCGUUCUCCACGUAUUUACGCGUUUUUUUUUUGCCUUUCGAGCCACGUUAAGUGAACAACAAAACAAUACGUACGAAACCGCGAGUUUUAUCGCGUUUUAGCAGCUCGCUAAACGUACCUGAUACGUUUAGCUACCUGAGGCGUGCACCGACACACUCGCUUACGACGGCCUUGCCUCGUCGCGCCAAUACGCCGGCAUUUGCGGAAACAUUCCGCGCGCAAUCUCGCUCCCGCUGAUGUGUCUGUUGCAAUUGGAUAUUUAUUUAUUGUGCGAUACGUCGUCGUCUCUCUUAUUUUUUUGCGAACAAUAUGAAACGCAAAAAUAUAGCGUAACGCGGUUAAUUAAUACAUUUUCUCACUUUCUCUCCAGCCGCACCCCCAUCGUAUGCAAAGAUUAGGUGCGAUAUGUCUCAAGAAUGUAUAACGAUACAUUUGUAUACAAGCCAAGUGUCACGGGGUUGUGAGGCUCGUCUAGGUCGAAGCACCGCCGACGUUUUUUUUUUACGCGUAGAGACAUACCACGAUUGAAUGUUAAGUGGGAUUGGUCUAUAGAGUCUACCCUAUUAUUUCUUUUAUCGUUCAAAUACAUAAUGAUAUUACGGGAGUGACGAAAUGAAAAGAAGGCACAUGAACGCUAGCAGUUUUGUUUGCGUGGUUGGUGCUUCGACUACCUCGGCGAGCACGAGAGAGAGAAGAACAUGUAAAAUGUAAAAAAAACGUAUUGUAAGGAGGUCGAGAGACAAGUUUGUUUUGUAUAAUUACUCUUGCCAACUGCGAUGACGGUUAUACUAGCUAGGGAUUUUCAUUUUCUUUUUUUUUUGUAACCUUGUGAUCGAUUCUCGCUCGUUUUUAUUUAUUCAAGUUUCUAUCGUGUAGACUUUGUCCCGCGUGUUAAUUUAAGCGAUGCCCCUCCCCCCCUUCAUUCAGCUGUAAAGACUUUUUACAAAUCGAUAUAAGCAUAAUAUAGAACGUAUGUCGUAUAUACAUGUAUAUACAUAUACAUACACAUAUGCACGCACGCACACACACACACACACACACACACACACACACACACACACACACACACACACACACACACACACACACACACACACACACACACACACACAUAUAUAAGCUAUAUCUGCCUGCAGUGGAUGUUGAAGAUUAUGAUGAAUGACUUUGCACGCGCGAGGUUUAGCUUUCUUUCGAUUUGUUCGAUGUCUUUUAAGAUAUGUCUCUCUGAUUGUUUUAACCAGUUGUGUCUUUCAUUUUUUCUGUUACCUGCGAGCUAUACAUGAGAGUAAAUGUUAUGUAUUUUUUAUAACGUACUGCGAAGGUGUAUACGAGUUAUACAGGAGUAUUUGUGUCAGAUCCCAUACGUUGUAUUUUUAAUAUCUUUUAGGUUUUUUUUUUCAUUUGAAUUCAUUGUUUAGCUUAUAUAGUUGCCUUGAUGUAGCUGUCUCAUCAAAAAUCUUUUAAGUCAAAGUUUCCAUGUUUUACUUUAUUUUAUUUUGUCAAGUCGAGCUAACGUUCUGCCCUCUUUUUUAUACUUUUUCCGUUCUUUUCUUAUUGAUUUUUUCUGUCGUAAUAACUCAAAAAUCAUGAAUUUUUUACAUUAAAAUGAAUUUUUACUCGAAACACUGUCUUUUUUAUUUCAAAUUUCAUCAUUCACAUGUACUUUUUUUCAGCUAUAUCGAUCGAAUUUAAAACAAAUGAAUGACUGAACAAGCAAGUACACGGAACAAAUAUAGGUUACUGGAAACAGCUGUUCAAUGAGAAAAUAGAUAACUCAAGACAGCUGUUCUCUAAUAUUUGAGCAUACGCAGCUUAUCUAUUUCGAGUUUUUUAAUGGCAAAGUAUAAUGAAUUAAGGACGUGCGUGCGUGAAUGUUCUAAGCGGGCUGUUUGAUUUUUUAGGUAGAAUAAGGCCAUUGAAAAGCAUGGCACUCUGAAAUUAGUCUCGUGACUGAUAUAUUCAAAUUGGUCAGAGGAAUUUCAACAGCUUCACGAGUCAAUAAUCGUUUCAGCCCAUUGCAAGCUCGAUUCACAAUAUUUUCAUGACUUUUCGAAUAGCUUUUACCAAACUCGUGUCUUUCUUGAUUGACAUUCCCGAUAUUUUCGCCGCACAAUUCCUAAUAAUAUACAUUUUGUGCGAAGAAAAGAAAGUUUUUCCGUACUAUUCUAUACUCGUUCAUUGCAACGCGCGUGCACGAGAGGCGAGGUUCUUUUUUACCUUACACGCGAGAAAUCCUCUUCUCUCGCGCGCGAGCCUUAAAACCAAAGCAAAUACAGAUUUCUUUAAAAAAGAAAAGUCGUUCCUUCCGAACCUUCGACAAACAGAUCGAUCACGCCGGCGAGAAAUCAAGGAUCGCGGUUAACUCGUCGACACACAAGUUCCGACACAAUGGGCGCGUGUGGGCAAUGCACAAACGAAAUUCAACGUGAUUUUGCGUGCAUCCUGCGCGCAGGUGCGAACGAUAGAAGAAAAUAAAAUAAAGAUUUUUUUUCUCUCUCUCCGAUAUACGUAGGUAUUGUGUCGAUUGCAAUUAUACACGUACAAACAUCCGGCGACCCUCUCAUCACCGCCGAGAUUGCAUAAGAGUCGAGCGUUGAUUGCGGAGUUGUUGCCAUUGACAUGUACCGUACACACACAUACGCGCGCGCGCACACGCACGCACGCACGCAUACACACAUCUUUUGUUUUUUAUUUUCACGCACGAUUUUCGAUGCGCAAUGACGCGCGCACAUCUACCGGAACUAUCGGUCGUGCAUGUACGAACAGCGACUGUCGUGCCGGUGACGUUAUUUCGAUUUCUUUGGUCAGUAUUUAGUCGACUUUGCCGCGUGCUCACUGUGCGCUCAAGUUGGCGCUGUCUACGCGUCGUAUUGAAAAAUACAGUAGCCAACGUGCUCAACAAAGAGAUUCUCGUCUUAUUUUUCCAGCCUCCUUACGUUCGGGCGUAAACCUCACACGAGGCACGAAUCUACUUUCCCGCAUUCGUUAGCUAAUAUAAUAUUCGAGUUCAAAGUGCACCCGGAUGUUUCGCGAGAUCGUCGAGCGAUGAUCGAUCGAGAGAUACGCAAAAGAAAUCGCGCCGAGCAGCGCCUCACGUAUAGGAUAAAUUCGUUAUCGUGCGUCGAAUAGAAGACAAGGCAAAGCAUGCUCGUUACGUAAAGAAUCCAGCCGAGUUUUUCCUUUUUUUUUUUUUCUCUUUUCAAAACCGAGCAGCAGGUACAUUCGCAACACUGACGUAGAGAAAAUUAUGCUUUUGAGAAAAGAAAUCUUUUGAACGCGACUUCUAUUUUUAGCAUUCUUUCUCCGUCUCGCACUGUCGUGCAGUACACGUAAACUUAUUUCUGUGAGGUGCGCGUUCUGUGGGAACUCCAUUAGGUGCAGUUUCGCGAAGGUAUCGCGCGCGCCAAAGAUAUUGUGUGUGUUCGCGCUACAAAGGAAGCGAAACUAUUGCCAAGCCCGCGCCGCGUAAAGGACGCACGAACGAGGCCUGCGAUCGUCCAUCGGCCUUCGUUACUCGGGAGCGCUCUCUCGACGCGGCCAACGGUCACCGCGAGCCGUCGAUUCGCAAAAGCUGCUCGUGGCACUCGGCCGUCCAGUCCUCUGCACUUCGAUCGCCGACGGUUCGCCAAUUCUCUCUCCUUAUCGUAUGCAGUAACGGCUUGUGCAUCUCGCCCGAAAAAGUUGUUAGAGACGCUGCGCUCUCGCUUUCUCGCGCGGACACUACAACUGAAACUCUCUCGCUCGAACGCCGCGCGCACGCGGUUCAAGGUUACCGUUCUCUGACAGUGACCUGGCUCACACCUUUAGCUCUCUUCUAUCGCGCGUACAUACUACGUGGAUUUCUAUCUUUCUCAAGCCAAACUAAUUGUCAUUGGCUUUAUAUAGUUUUGACUCUAUUUACAACGGAUGCUUUGACUGCGAGAUAAUGCGACAGUUGACUAUAAGAGCUUGAAAAAAAAUUCCACAAAUUCGACGAACUCGACUGAAGGUUCUUCCAGCCGUUGCUUUUAUUCUAUGACUCAGUUGGUACAAUGUUUACAUCUUUAUCUUGUUUAUGAACCAUUUCUUAAUGCACGAAAGAUUAUAUAUUUCGCUUUACACUAGAAUAAUGGAAUAUUUUAAUUAUCUUUGCAUGUGGUUUUCUCGGAUUUUUAUAUGAUAUUCUUAGCACGUAUUAUUACUCUUGGCCAACUAUGUUGUUACCGUUUUAGCAUAAUAAUCCAAGUAUCGCGUUAAAAAACAAAAAAAAUAUGUAAAGUUCCAUUAGAAGCUCUGAAUAAUUUGCUAAUAUAGCCGCAAUUGGAUUUUCAAUUACAAGAGUGCUAAAUACAUCAGCCAGUCGGAGAUAAUAUAUAUAUAGCUUUUGAAAUUGACCGAGCGUCCCGCGAGAUUGAGAGAGCAAAUGCGGUCCGAGUGAAAUGUCAGUAAUCAAUGCAGAAAAAUGCUGUGACGUGCGUAUCCGAAAACCACAAAACAGACACGGAUCGGAAAGAAAGAUUUUUGGCCCAAUUGACAUCAUCCACGUUAGCGUCGAUUCGAAUUAACUGCGAGCUAUAGGUAUGUUGUAUGACGUCAGUGGCACGCAUGACAUUAUCUCGAAUGAUUUAUAUCGUGAGAUCGCCUCUUCAAACAUCCAUAAAUAUCGCCUAAUUACAGAUAAGUUUUACGAGAACGAAAAAUACCGAGUCAGGGAGUUUUGAUUCGCGAGAAAGGCAUCGUAAAGACAGAGAGAGAGAGAGAGAGAGAGAGAGAGAGAGAGAGAGAGAGAGAGAGAGAGAGAGAAAGAGAGAGAGAGAAACAAAAAGACACUCGAGAGACGUGGGCGUCGUAAAGUUUCGACGCGAGGAGGUAACUUCCACUAAAAAAUGAGAGAAACAGACGGAAAUAAGUGGAUUCAUCCCCGCUGGAUGAAGAUGCACGCUGCGCGCCGUGACUUUCAUUCUUUCGCACGUUACUUCCUCGCGACCUCGUUCGACCGCUCGCACACAGCGCACUAUUUUCCCCAGUAUUAUUCUCGGUCGACGAAAUUUAUUUAGUUUUUUUUUCCUUCCUCUGGCCUUCGGUCGAAGAGAGAACAUCAGUUUGCAUCGCAAUUGCUUUGGUUUUAAUCAGCAAUCCAGUGUUCUUUCUCGAGCAAGCUUAUACACCUUGGAUUAUUGAUUUCACUUUUAAUCAAAUGGACACUGGCGCAACAAUUUAUUUAACGAAGCGUAUGUUUUUGUACAUUUCCACUCUGAUAAUCUAGCACUUUUCUAAAUGGCACGAAAACGACAGCUCGUUUGCUUGAUAAGAAUGGCCAUUCGAAUUAGUCUAAAAGCGUUAUUGCAAGACUAUAGACAUUUUCCUUUUCUUCGAUCGUUCAUUUCAAGUUCAACGCCAUUCACUCUAGCGCCAUCAGUCAUUUAAACGUCUUUUCCGACAACGCCAAAUUAAUGGCGAUAUAAAGUUUCUUAUCGGUCAAUGGUUAGAAAAUGCGCGCGCUCGAACAAAAUAAUUAAUUGAAAGUGUAUCUCGCAAAAAAAAAGAAUAUAAAAGAAGCAUAGAUAUAAAAACGCUUAAAAAUAGACAUCUCCUUUUAAGCCUUUUAACGUACGUAUGACUCUUUGUUCUCUGUCUGUCUGUCUGUCUGUCUCUCUCUCUCUCUCUCUCUCUCUCUCUCUUUCUCUCGCUUUAUUUUCAAUCUUGAGUCUAUUGAGAUUAUGGAUUUCACUUGCGUUGGUAUGUCGCUCUGAAGAAAAAAGUAAAAUCAAGAGCUACCUUUAAUUUGCUGCACCGGCGCUCAUGAGAACUUACAUAGUUAUUGAUCUAGUAUAUGACUCUUGAUUUCUAGUUUCUUUUCCUUAAAUCUCUAUACAGACAAGCUCACGCUGGCGGCAUAUUUAAAAAACUCUAUUUACCGUAGUCCAACGUUCGCGUAACGUUGAUACCAUUAGUGAAUUCAUUAAUUAGAAGGCUCGGCAUGAGCAAAGAUUUAUUAUACCAAUUGUUCUUAUCUUGAAUUUAAAAUUCCAUUUGCCAGCUAACUAAUAUUGUAAAAAAAAUGAUAAGCAAACUAUUGCGUACAUAUGAAUUUUUUUGUAAAAUUUAGCGAGUGCCAAUUUACUGCGCGGAGAGUAUCGUCUACGAUACUCGCCAUAAUAUUGUAUGCGUUUUCUUCGAGAGAUGUGUUCACUUUCAACGGCGAUACUUACGUUUAAUUUGUCUUUCGAGCCUCUGCACCUAGGACAAAAGAAACAAAGCAAGUCUGUUUUACGUUGCAACGCUAAAAUGCAAAUGUGUCUUAUUAACUUAAGAUUUUUCCAUUUGCUACGGGACUUGCUGGGCAAAAUAACGGCAAGCGUCGUGAAUUUUAAGCUUUUUAAAAACUCGCUUUUUAUUGCAAAGCCCAAAAAGCUUUGACAAAGCAAAACUCGCAAACGGCGAUGAUAAUGAUGCAGCAUAACUAAUCAUUCACGCUCUUCUCUCUCUCUUUCUCUCACACUCUGGCAAAUGAAAAUAUAAAUUAUUGAGUAUAAAGUUGCUAAUAUACAAUUUUUCUACAUUUAUACUUGAAUAAAAAAAAAAACUUUUAACUCUUAAAAGAAAUUAAAAAAAAAAUAAUGGUAAGACGCUACUGAACGCACUGCUUUUUUGUUCUAAGAUGGCUUAAGCCUUAUUGUAAGAAUAAAUUAAUGAUUAAUAUUCCUAUUGAAACGACCGUUCGAAUUAAACAAAAAAGGAACUGUCGCUAAGAAAGUAACAGGUAUCGAGUGCUUUAAUAUUGUAUAAAAUAAUCAUCCAAAUAAAUGCAUUGCAUUUUUUCUUUGGCAAAAAAAAAUAAUAAUUUCCACAUAAACCAAAGGUUUCGCUUGAGUUGUCAUUGAAAGUGAACAAACCUCGCGAUUUUCUGGCAGUGAUGUAUGUAUCGGAAAGAAAAACAAAAAAAAAAAACAAAAAAAACUAGCUCCGCGAUGUUACAUCCAUUAUAACUUAUAUAUACAUUGAGGUUCACAUACAUGUCUGUGAUAAUAAGUUUUAAUUUAUGUUCAUGGCAGUUCGUUUAUAUACAUGAUAUACGUGUAUGUGAGUGCGCCAGGAUGUGAACGCACGUUAUCAGCUGAUAAACAAAAAUAAAAAAUCUUUCACGUACAUAAAUCUUUCGUCAUUGUCAUGUGUAUGCCAGUUGGAAGUCUGUGCGUGUAUGCGAAGACAAAUGCAAAAAUAAUGCGAGAUCUAUAUAGUUAUUAAUAAUUGAAGAAAGAUGAACAUUAAGAAAAAAAAAACGGCGAUUGUAAAGACUAUACAUACAAAAUAUUAUACAACACACGUUGAUGCGUGCAUGUGUGUGCAUGUGCCGCUUACAUGCGACAAUGAUAAUUUUGUCGAUACUGUAUAAGGUUUUGAAUGAGAAUUAAUA
This is a messenger RNA of Phymastichus coffea, 9894 nucleotides long. RefSeq names its product ceramide glucosyltransferase (gene GlcT). The transcript has 2 exons. Gene Ontology annotation, molecular function: ceramide glucosyltransferase activity. Gene Ontology annotation, cellular component: membrane. NCBI's taxonomy places the organism in Eukaryota, Metazoa, Arthropoda, Insecta, Hymenoptera, Eulophidae. The record is from RefSeq and is a predicted model, not a curated record. The coding region runs from base 897 to 2099 and encodes 400 amino acids. Gene Ontology annotation, biological process: glucosylceramide biosynthetic process.